UCCUCAAAUUAGUCCCUGUCUUUGUUUCGCCGUCUGAACCAGGUCCCUGACCGGAAAAAUUUGUGGCAUCAAUCCCUCUUGUUCAAAAAUGUUUGGAGCCAGUCCUCGCCGGAGCUCCGAGCUCCGGCGAGGGAUGAAGUGGCAUGCUGACUGUGUAAAUAAAUGUGACGUGGCACUUAAAAAAAUAAAAAAAUAAUAUAACUUAAUAUAAUAAACACAUAAUUAACCCAAUUAAACUUAAUCUCAUCCUAAGUCUAAACCUAAACCUAAACUAACUAAACAUUCCUAAUUCCCCAGCCAAUUUCCCAAUUCCUCAAUUCAUCAGAAAGUGAAUGAAAUUAGGGUUCAUACCCAUUUCCCCAAUUCCCCAACCAUUACCCAUUUCCUGAAUCGGGUUCCUCUUCUCUUCUCCUUCUUCUGAAUCGCGUUCUCCUCUUCUCUUCUCCUACUUCCUCUUCACACCAGUUCCUCUUCUCUUCUCCCUGAAUCGCGUGCGUUCCUGUUGUCUUGAGCCUUGAAGAAUGAAUUCUUCAUCCGCUUCGUCCUCCCGUUCCAGGACAAUGUCUGCAGGUGGAAAGGCCAGGUGUCAAUGUGGUCUCACUCUCAUCAUCUACACAGCUGGUACUCGAGAAAACCCAGAUAGGAGAUUUUUGAGGUGCAGAAGAUGGCAAUUUCCAGAUUCUUGUGGUUUCUUUUUCUGGAUUGAUGAACCACUUAUGGGAAGAAAUGCAGCUCAGGGAAGGCAUGCUCAAGUUGAAAGUGAUGCAAUGAGUUUAAAUUUUGAGAUUGGUAAUGGUCCUGUCACCUCUGUGCAUGUUCUUCCUGAUUUGAAUAAAAAGAUUAACAAACUCAAGAAGAAGCUUGAAGUUGAGAGAUUCCAGAAGAAGAUUGCAUGCUUGUUCACUGUCCUUGCAAUGAUGGUAGCAGUGUGGAGUUUAUGUAUUAGAAAGGGUUGAAAAGUUUAGUUGAGGGAUGGUAGUAUGGAGUAUGUAGGCUAAGGAAGUAUGGAGUAUGCCUGUAUCUUGUGUAUGGAAGUAUGUAGGCUAAUGAAGUAUUUUGUAUAUCUAUCAUGUACUUAUUGCAAGGAUUCCCUGAAGUUAAUGAAAAGAAGAAUAGUUGUUGGGCUACUAUUGAUGUCAUUUAUUUCUUUUGGUUCACAUUGAACUUCAUUCAUUAUACACAUUGAAUAGGCUCAUUGAAUAAGAUUAAAAUGACACAGCAAAAAGAGGCAUCUAAUUAGAAUUAGGUUAACCAUCAACAGCAAUACAUAAGGAGUUAAACUACUCCACUAGUCAUUGUUUGAACAAAGAUGAAAGGCUAGGAUAAAACAUAGCCUAAAACAUAAUCAAAACACUUAUAAUUCAGCAAGUUGGUGGCCAAAGUAAGUGGUCUACAUACACCCAUAAAUAAUACAAAAAAAGUAAGGGGUCGACCAUAGUGGCCAUGUGGUCCAUAUUCUACUGCUUCAGAACCAUGUGAACCAUUAAAAAAGUUUGAAAGAUUCCCUUGCUUUUUUCAUACACUCAAAAAGCUUUCCCUUCAUCCAAUGCAAGG
Lotus japonicus is the source of this 1554-nucleotide messenger RNA. RefSeq lists its product as uncharacterized. The transcript is spliced from 2 exons. The record is from RefSeq and is a predicted model, not a curated record. NCBI's taxonomy places the organism in Eukaryota, Viridiplantae, Streptophyta, Magnoliopsida, Fabales, Fabaceae. The coding region runs from base 522 to 956 and encodes 144 amino acids. Gene Ontology annotation, molecular function: zinc ion binding.